AACUUUGCUUAUGUAAAGCAUCACCUCAGGGCGCCUUUAGACGUUCUAAAGAUCCUGUCGGACCCCUAACUAAAUAGGAAUCCCCAGAGGGUGGGGCUCAGGGAUCACUAUUCCGUAAGGCUGCCCAGAAGAUUCCGACGUGCAGCUAAGCGCAAGAACCACAGACUGGGAGCCGAGGCGUGGGGGUCAAGGUGGCGCGGCCUUCCGCGAAGCGUGAUAACGGAGACAAGCUCCGAGGAUUCCUCGCCUCCACGCCGCUCCCUGGCCAUAAUGUGUGGGGCCUUUAAUCAACGAUGGCGGGGAUAGGCCUGUCCUGAGGGCAGCAACACGCCCGGCGCUGCCGAUCCAGUGGGAAACUCCGCAGAGACAGGCUCCCGGCCAAUGAGCGAGGCUGCAGGCGCCCGGAGCCCACCCCGCUCCGCAGAGAGCCCUCGCCCCCAGUCAGCAAGGCCCCGCCUCCGGGCUGGAAGGCCCCGCCCCUGGGCGGCUGCCCCCGCGAGAGUGCGGUCGUGAAGGGCGAGGUCUGCUCCCGCGCUCGCGCUCGCCUUACUCUCGACUUCCCUCCGCCAGCUGUCUCGCGUGGCCCGGGUCUCUGGUCGCGCGCGCGGCCUCAGGGCAAGAUGAGGCAGGCGGCGCUGCGGCUUUGUACCACCUUGGGCAAGGGGCUGCGUGCUCCUGGCAGAGGACUCACUCAAGGAUCCGAGAAUCCCGAGAAACAGAAAGUCCUCCACAUGCAUGAAGCAUGUUCACCUAUACAUGUGAAUCACGUUCGUGAUAAGUUGCGGGAGAUAGUAGGAGUCUCCACAAACUGGAGAGACCAUGUGAAAGCAAUGGAGGAAAGAAAAUUACUUCAGAGUUUUUUGGCUCAGUCACAGAAAGGACUGCCACCCAGGAGAAUGAAAGACAGUUAUAUCGAGGUUCUCUUGCCUUUGGGUAGUCAGCCUGAAUUACGAGAGAAAUACUUGACUGUUCAAAACACCAUCAGAUUUGGCAGGAUUCUUGAGGAUCUUGACAGCCUAGGAGUUCUCAUUUGCUACAUGCACACCAAGAUUCAUUCAGCUAAGGCGUCUCCUCUGUCUAUAGUUACAGCCCUGGUGGACAAGAUUGAUAUGUGUAAGACGAGCUUAAGUCCAGAACAGGACAUCAAGUUCAGUGGCCAUGUCAGCUGGGUUGGGAAGACAUCCAUGGAAGUGAAGAUGCAAAUGUUUCAGUUACACGGCAAUGAAUUUUGUCCUGUUUUGGAUGCAACCUUUGUAAUGGUGGCUCGUGAUUCUGAAAAUCAAGGGCCGGCAUUUGUAAAUCCACUCAUCCUUGAAAGCCCAGAGGAAGAAGAACUCUUUAGACAAGGAGAAUUGAACAAGGGGAGAAGGGUUGCCUUCAGCUCCACGUCAUUACUGAAAAUGGCUCCCAGUGCCGAGGAGAGGACAACCAUACAUGAGAUGUUUCUUAGCACGCUCGAUCCAAAGACUAUAAGUUUUCAAAGUCGAGUUUUACCCCCUCAUGCUGUGUGGAUGGAGGAUUCAAAACUGAAGAGCUUGGAAAUUUGCCACCCUCAGGAGCGGAACAUUUUCAAUCGGAUCUUUGGUGGUUUCCUUAUGAGGAAAGCGUAUGAACUUGGAUGGGCUACUGCUUGUAACUUUGGUGGUUCCCGACCGUUUGUAGUAGCAGUGGAUGAUAUCAUGUUUCAGAAACCCGUUGAGGUUGGAUCACUGCUGUUUCUUUCUUCGCAGGUUUGCUUUACUCGGGACAAUUACAUUCAAGUCAGAGUGCACAGUGAGGUGGCCUCUCUUGCGAAUAAAGAGCAUAUGACCACCAAUGUCUUCCAUUUCACGUUCAUGUCAGAAAAAGAAGUGCCCUUGGUUUUCCCCAGAACCUACGGAGAGUCCAUGUUGUAUUUAGAUGGGCAGCGGCAUUUCAACUCCAUGAGUGUACCGGCGAACUUGAGAAAGGACUACCUUGUGGAGCCCUAGGAAAACCAUGCUUGUUUAAGAGCAGCCCUCCACGGUGGCAUAGUGCCCGGUGAAAGCCCGAUCAAGUGUUUUGGUUUCAGUCUUUAUUCUCAUCCUCUGUUGAGAAGAAGAAUGUAUUCAACCUUUAGGAUGAUCAGCAAAGCAGAACAAGAGAGUGGCUGGGUGGGGCGGAGGAAGAGGGAGUUAUUAAACAAUAAACACUCUCAAGACAAUUUAAAUUAGAAACCUA
This is a messenger RNA of Leopardus geoffroyi (Geoffroy's cat), 2199 nucleotides long. RefSeq names its product acyl-CoA thioesterase 9 (gene ACOT9). Gene Ontology annotation, cellular component: mitochondrion. Gene Ontology annotation, biological process: acyl-CoA metabolic process. NCBI's taxonomy places the organism in Eukaryota, Metazoa, Chordata, Mammalia, Carnivora, Felidae. The transcript has 16 exons. Bases 621 to 1970 code for a protein of 449 amino acids. Gene Ontology annotation, molecular function: fatty acyl-CoA hydrolase activity. The record is from RefSeq and is a predicted model, not a curated record.